Messenger RNA from Oppia nitens, 645 nucleotides. RefSeq lists its product as uncharacterized. The transcript has 2 exons. The record is from RefSeq and is a predicted model, not a curated record. The coding region runs from base 1 to 645 and encodes 214 amino acids. Lineage: Eukaryota; Metazoa; Arthropoda; Arachnida; Sarcoptiformes; Oppiidae.
AUGAUAAGCCGAUUGUGUCCAGAAAUCCAAGUUAUUGUUAUCGUUGACAAAGGAUCGGGUCUCGAUAGGUCACUGGCUUUUUUUAGUGGUGGUUGUGGUGAUGGUAGUAGUGAUGGUAGUGGUGAUGGUAGUGGUGAUGGUAGUGGUGAUGGUAGUGGUGAUGGUAGUGGUGAUGGUAGUGGUGAUGGUAGUGGUGAUGGUAGUGGUGAUGGUAGUGGUGAUGGUAGUGGUGAUGGUAGUGGUAAUGGUAGUGGUGAUGGUAGUGGUGAUGGUAGUGGUGAUGGUAGUGGUGAUGGUAGUGGUGAUGGUAGUGGUGAUGGUAGUGGUGAUGGUAGUGGUGAUGGUAGUGGUGAUGGUAGUGGUGAUGGUAGUGGUGAUGGUAGUGGUGAUGGUAGUGGUGAUGGUAGUGGUGAUGGUAGUGGUGAUGGUAGUGGUGAUGGUAGUGGUGAUGGUAGUGGUGAUGGUAGUGGUGAUGGUAGUGGUGAUGGUAGUGGUGAUGGUAGUGGUGAUGGUAGUGGUGAUGGUAGUGGUGAUGGUAGUGGUGAUGGUAGUGGUGAUGGUAGUGGUGAUGGUAGUGGUGAUGGUAGUGGUGAUGGUAGUGGUGAUGGUAGUGGUGAUGGUUGUAGUGUUCACUUAGUUAGUUGA